AUGGACCGGUUCCGUUCGUUCACUUGGCCAGACGGCAUCGCGGAGUCCGACCUCAAGCAGAAGAAGGUCAGCCAAAUAAUUCCCGUCCAUGCAGAGUAUCGACGCACAACGCACAGGAGAGAGGGCGCUACACUCAUCAACAGCGUCUACAAGGAUACAGGCUGCAUUGUAGUGGCACACUGGGAUCAGUCCACAAUCAAGCGCUUUGAUGUGUUUGUAGGUGCAGGGUCGAAGAGCGCUACGGCUGCUAUCAACAAGUGGAUUGCUCGAGGUGAUGAAAAGAGCACGGAUGCGGCAGCGUGGGCGAAAACGCCUGCCUUCAAUCACGCGCAGUGGUAUCAAGAAGAACUCGAGCGACAAGAAGAAGAGAGGAUGGAAUACUUCCUGGGUCCGGAACCGGAAUCGCAGGAGGGUGAGCCUGUACGGGUGAAGAUAACCAUGAGCUGGCCCGAAGAUCUGUUCAGCCAUGAGGUCACGCCCCGAGUUGCGUUUGGCAACGAGCUGCAAGCUCUAAACGACAUCAAGAAGCGGGAUGGGGUUUGGAUGACACUCCUACCGGACCACAGUGUACAGAUCUCCGGUUUUGACAUCAUCAACGUCGAAGCGGCCGAGGGUCAUUACAAAACUAUGGUUGAGAGGAUACGGACUGAAAAAUGUAGUCUCCAACAAGCGACGAACAUGGUCCUUGACGAGCGAGAAGGCAUUGACGUCGUACUUCUUCGAGCCGAGAGUUGGUGGCCGAACCGCUUCGACACAGUAAUCCCACGCCUGUUACCUUCUCCCAUAAUGGACCAGCCUGGGAGCUUUCAAGAAGACGGCCUGCACGACACUCAGCUGGUAGAGAUCCGGGACCCUAUCAAGCGUGCGCUCGAAGCAGUGAGCUACGAGAGGGGCUCCUAUGACUUCGUCGUACGUCUCGGUUGUAUCGCUCUCGACUCGAAGAAGAUAGGAGAGGAUCAGGUUGGUAAGAAACAUGGCAAGGAGAAGUUUAUCAAGUCAAUCAACGGCAAGGUUGACCUUGCAUGCAAGAAAUGGCUUCUCGAUAACGUGCUUGGAACGCAACUGUAUCACCGUCUCGUCAAAUCAAACGACUUUCUCGAGCCUAUCAAAUCUGCUGGCUAUUGGGGUACCAUACCAGGUAGCUUGGAGAAGACUCGUCCGACUUUGCGUGGAACCUGGAUCUUUCGUGAUCCCAACAAUGCCCAGAAGCAAGCCCUACCGCCCACUCGUAACGUUGGCAGACCAGCACCCAUGCAGCAGACGCCGUCCCCAGCUGCAAUCAGCACUCCGAGCACCCUAAUCGUAGUUCAGAUUGAUUGGACAGACGAUGGUGAAGGCUCGUACGACAAGACCGCCACAAAGUACUACAGACUUGAGCCAGGCAAAUGCGGUGCGAAGGUGAACAUGGAUGUCAACUUGUUGGAGUUGGGAGAGUCAAGGGCAUGGUCUUUUGCCUUAGAGUCAAUGACUCCGAUAUCGCGGUCAACUGUGCCUCCUGUACUCACAGGCUUCGCGCACCGAACAGUCAUGACACCAGGCUAUGAUGUGGCUUCAACCCAGAGCUUCGCCCGGUGGGACCAAAGCCCUAGUGUCAAGGCUUUGAUGCUGCAUGGGUGUUUGGAUAAGGUUUACUCGUUUGGUGUCCAAAAAACAUGUUACAAGGUCGAGCUCACGGCAAUGUGGUACCCUGGACAGUCUUUGCCAUGCUGGGGACUCGCCGUACGUCAUACCGAAUGGGCCACCCAUCUCGCUGAGCUCGAGCGACUGCAGACUGGCCAUCAAGCUAACUGGAGCGAUACUAUUGCAACCUUCCUACCGGAUGAUGGAGGCUCCUCAAUCAGGCUGGAAGAUGACGAUUUCGGUGCCGGUAAUUUGGACCUCGACGGUGAUGCAGAGAGAUUGCCACGAGUUCCAUCUCACGAAGGCAUCCGCACCUUGACUAACAUACUGCUGCGUCUUUCCGAGCUCGUCAGCUCGGUGACGCUGCGUCAAGGAGGCAUUCCAAUCUGA
Messenger RNA from Macroventuria anomochaeta, 2010 nucleotides. RefSeq lists its product as uncharacterized. Bases 1 to 2010 code for a protein of 669 amino acids. The record is from RefSeq and is a predicted model, not a curated record. The transcript is spliced from 4 exons. Lineage: Eukaryota; Fungi; Ascomycota; Dothideomycetes; Pleosporales; Didymellaceae.